AUGGUGGUAGAUGGAGUUCCUACGGAUGUGUUCCUGAUCUGCUUUAGUGUGGUGUCUCCAUCAUCGUAUGACAAUGUGACGUCCAAGUGGUAUCCUGAGAUCAAGCACCACUGUCCUGAUGCUCCCAUUCUUCUCAUUGGGACGAAAAUAGAUCUGCGGGAGGAGAAGGAGACACUGAACCAGCUGGCUGAGCAGGGUGUUAGUCCUGUCAAGAGGGAACAGGGUCAAAAAUUGGCUUCCAAGAUCAGGGCCAUCAAGUAUCUUGAAUGCUCUGCUCUCACCCAGAGGGGCCUUAAACAGGUGUUUGAUGAGGCUGUUCGAGCCGUCCUUCGACCAGAACCAGCCAGGAGAAGAGAACGUAAGUGUUCCCUUCUUUAGGAGUCCUCCCUUUCCUGCAAUCUCCACUUUCUACCUGAAUGCACCUCAGUCCAGAGUAGG
Messenger RNA from Darwinula stevensoni, 438 nucleotides. Lineage: Eukaryota; Metazoa; Arthropoda; Ostracoda; Podocopida; Darwinulidae. The record is from the annotation of a GenBank genome assembly.